Messenger RNA from Sinocyclocheilus anshuiensis, 2957 nucleotides. Its product is annotated as forkhead box protein J3. Gene Ontology annotation, biological process: regulation of transcription by RNA polymerase II. The record is from RefSeq and is a predicted model, not a curated record. Gene Ontology annotation, cellular component: nucleus. The transcript has 12 exons. Gene Ontology annotation, molecular function: RNA polymerase II cis-regulatory region sequence-specific DNA binding; DNA-binding transcription factor activity, RNA polymerase II-specific. Bases 333 to 2144 code for a protein of 603 amino acids. Lineage: Eukaryota; Metazoa; Chordata; Actinopteri; Cypriniformes; Cyprinidae.
GUUAGCUAUUCAGAGAGAAAGACGAACGAGCGCGAGAGAGAGGCGGAGAAGCUAGGAGACGCCACGGACAAACCGGUAAAGGGAUUGCGGGUCUCAAACCCACGAUAAACACGGAGCGCUGAGGCUCGUUUCGAGGAGACGGCUGUGAUCGAAAAAAGGAAGGGGAGGGGACAGCUAACUUUGACAGACCUGCACUGGCCUCCAGCAGCGGACGCAAGCCCGGGUUUAGUUUUUGAGUGACGCCGACAAAAACAGUGAUCUGAGGGAACCUCUGCGUCGCCGCCGCACCGAAUCGUCACCCCUCCUUUGCCACCGCCACUCGACCUGCCACCAUGACGUCGGAGCUGGAGAGCAGCUUGACCUCCAUGGACUGGCUGCCACAGCUGACCAUGCGGGCGGCCAUUCAGAAAGCGGACACCCAGAACGCUCACGGGCCAGGCAUGGCUAAGAAGAGCGCCCUGCUGGACCCCAACACCACACUGGACCAGGAGGAGGUGCAGCAGCACAAGGACGGCAAACCACCGUACAGCUACGCCAGCCUCAUCACGUUUGCCAUCAACAGCUCGCCAAAGAAGAAAAUGACACUGAGCGAGAUCUACCAGUGGAUCUGUGACAAUUUCCCCUAUUACAGGGAAGCCGGCAGCGGGUGGAAGAACUCAAUACGGCACAAUCUCUCGUUGAACAAGUGUUUUCUCAAAGUGCCUCGUUCCAAAGAUGACCCGGGAAAGGGUUCGUACUGGGCAAUCGACACAAAUCCAAAGGAGGACACGCUGCCCACACGACCCAAGAAGAGGCCACGGUCUGGAGAGCGGGCGUCCACGCCGUACAGCCUGGAGUCGGAUAACUUGGGAAUGGACUGCAUCAUCUCUGGAAGUGCCUCUCCAACGCUGGCAAUCAACACUGUGACUAACAAGGUGGCAUUGUACAACCCUGACCAGGACGGGAGUGACAGCCCUCGAAGCAGUCUUAACAAUAGUCUCUCUGACCAGAGUCUGGCCUCUGUUAAUCUCAACAGCGUGGGCAGCGUGCACAGCUACACACCAGUGACGAGUCAUCCAGAGUCGGUGUCCCAGUCCAUGAGCUUGCAGCAGGCCCCUCAGGCCCAGUACAACAUACCGGAACGCGACAAGCAGCUGCUCUUCUCCGACUUCGAAGAUCUCAGUGCCUCCUUCCGCAGCCUUUACAAGACUGUGUUUGAGCAGUCCUACAACCAACAGGGUCUGAUGGGUAUGCCCUCGGAGUCGUCCCAGCAGACCCACACCUCCUGCUCUUACCAACACUCCCCCAGCACCACCAUCAGCACCCACCCUCACAACAACCAGAACAGCAUCACUAACUCUCACCCCAACAACAUCCCCAACAGCGGUAGCCAGGUGCCUCUCUCCCACCCCCCUCACUCGGCCCACAACUCGCCCCACGGACAGCACCUCUCACAGCAUGGCCCUCACACCCAGCACAGCCAGCACCCACAUACGGCACACAGCCAACAUCCCCAGCACAGCCAACACAGCCAGCACGGGCAGCAUCCCUCCCAGCACCAGGCCCACGGCCAGCACACACCGCAGCAGCAGCACCAGAAUCUCUCCCACCAGCCUCAUCCUGCCCAGCAACAGAUGCAGUGCAACACCGGUCUUCCCAGUGACUGGUACCCCAACCUGGAUGCGCUAAAAGAAAGCUGCCGCAUCGCCAGCAGCUACAACUGGGCUGAUGUUGAUCUGUCACCCUUCCAAGGUUUGAAAGAGAGCAUGAGGCAGGCUGAGCUGAAUAACUGGUCUCUGGAGCCCACUCAGAUUGCAGACCUCUGCUCCUCCAUCAAUCAGUUCUUUGCUCGCACUGGAAUCCAGCCACAAGGGGCAGUGCAACCUCCAGUGUGCCACGGCUCCAUGCAUCCAAAACCCAACCCACACAUCAACACAGUGUGUUUUUCAGGAAACAUGUACAUGGACUCGAGACAGAGCUUGAGUUCAAUGAUGGGUCCGCCGGGAUAUCCUCAUAUGCCGCCCAUGAGCAGCGCUGGCCCCACUAUGACAGGCCAUCACGCUCAGAUGAACCAGCAGCAUAUGAUGCCUGCUGGAAACUUCCAGAUACGCCGCAUGCCUGCCGACGACAUCCAGGAUGACUUUGACUGGGACUCCAUCGUCUAACCCAGUCCCCGAGAGCGAAGAGUGGUGCAGACAAAACGAGAGCGGAGCGUAUGGAGGCAGUGUGUUUGUGUUACAGAGCAAGAGGGCUGGACCUGAGGUGUCUGCAUGCCCGUGACAGAAGGCAGAUUGGAAUGGGACACUUGAAAAAUAGUGCAGGUGUUGUUCAUUAUGACCUGAAAAAGACUCCUGUGUUCCUGGUGUUUUUAUGAAACAAAAACAAACAAAAAAAAAGAUAUUACUUUGAAGACAAUCACAUUUACUAGGACAUGUUUAACUGAUCGCUUUUAUACUUGUCCAAGGGGCAAGUGGUUUAAGUCAAAUGUCUCCCGACCCACAGCCUCUUUGCAAACUUGCCAAGCUCGCCCCUGCUCUUCAACUGUUGUUCUGUGAUUUUUCGAGUGAUUGCAUCCGGCUUGUUCUCCCCUCUCAUGGUGACAAACUCAGGCCUCGACUGCCUAUCAGACAAGAUUGGCUCCCUCAUUUGUGUUGUGAAACUUCAUCUGAGAUGCAGGGCACUUUUCAGAAGAGGGCCGAUGGUGCAGGUAACGUGACACUCUAAGCACCUGCCAUCGCUCAGGCACAAGUAGCCAAUUUUUUGCUUCUCUGACCCUACACACUGUAAUAUGCCGACGUCGCCAUGCAUCCAAAUCCAGCAGAUUUUACUGAUUCUUAAGCUCAUAACAAAACGUGUAAGCCACAUUACCUGCAGUAUUUGUACUUGCGUAUCUUUGCUGUCUGAAGUGUGUCAUGUUUUUUGUCACUAAUAGUUUUAGGCUAGUCUGAAUAUGAAAAUGAAAAUUCAUAUGAAAAUGA